Strongylus vulgaris is the source of this 576-nucleotide messenger RNA. Lineage: Eukaryota; Metazoa; Nematoda; Chromadorea; Rhabditida; Strongylidae. The record is from the annotation of a GenBank genome assembly.
AUGCUUGAUAUUGUGGAGACUGUGGACUUUUUGAUAAAUCAGGUUGUUUUACACACCGGUAAGACUCAUCACCGACCUGGUCCGCAUACCUCGGGUCUUUUUUUGGGAACUAACGAUUGCUUUCUGCGCAGAUCUAUGCGCAACGCAAUGGAAUUGCCGUUCGAGGACGAGGGCACAUCACAGGAGCCUGUCACGAACGUCUACAGGUUGGAUGGAACACUACCAGCCGUUGAGCUGGCGGAGUCAUUAGGAUUUGGAGUGAAGUACAUUCAACCACUCAAAGAAGAACUCGUGAAAAGACCAUCUCGGACUCCUACUCCAGACCUUUGUUCAAGGUAUCUAGACAGUGAUCAGCUAUUAUUCUUGCUAAUGACAAGCCUCAAGGAAGGAUGUUGGACCAUGUUCGAACUGUUAGAAACAUUCCUUUGUUUGGUUGCUGAUUUUUCUCCCGCUUGUGGGGCUGUUCCUUCCAGUUUGGUGGAGAUUAUAAUUCAGUGCUACCGCAGAUUCAAUUUAUUAUCCAGUGAUCUCUGUCAUGACAAGUAUAUCCGUUUGCACGUGUUAAUGGAUGAACUU